Molecule: messenger RNA, 11917 nt
Organism: Pocillopora meandrina
Lineage: Eukaryota; Metazoa; Cnidaria; Anthozoa; Scleractinia; Pocilloporidae
Source: the annotation of a GenBank genome assembly
AUGGGAAUUCACGGUCUUUCCAAGGUGAUCGGAGACCAUGCUCCCUCUGGAUCAAAAGAGAACGAGAUUAAGAACUAUUUCGGUGAGUCAGUCAAUUUCAUGGUCGAAAUGUUUCAGAGGGUAUGCCACUUCAUGUUUGGACAUAUGUGAAAGCAAAGUAUGUUUGCAUGUAUGGAGGAUAUUACUCGGUGGCGAGAAGAUAUGAAUUUAAUGCUCGAGUGGUAAGAACAAUUUCUCCCGAGUGAGCGCAGUGACUUGCCUUGAAGGCAUAGAGUUCAUUUUUUCGAGCUAACGCGUAAUUUUCUUUUUGUUACAAGGACAAGACAUAUGUAUGGUAGAGAUUAGCAAGCUGGCUUUGAUACAAAUACUGGGUAUUAAUACAAACAAAAUACCCGAUGCCCAAAUUGCAUUACAGUUUGCCAUUUUUUUUUAUACUUUUGUUACUUUCAAUGCCCUUAAAGUCUGAACAAUUUCACUCGACUUUUAUAUUUCUCCGACAUAUUUUAUUUACAAACAUGACUUGUAAACAACAAAGAUUUUAUACAAACUUGUUUUAAUUACUAAGUAGUCUUUUUAAUUAAUUACUGAUAUUAUUUUUUUGUUUUGUUUUAAUCAUAUGGUUCAAUUUUUAGUGCAAAGCACUUAUGCAUUAACUAUUCAUCUUUAUCUUUUAUCUACAUAUAACACCAGUAGCUGGGCCAAAUUACAUGUGAACUGGUUUUCAAUAAGCUGGGAAAAAAAAACUAUUAUUUGUUAUGGCAUGACUCAUCAGAUACCAUUAUUUCCAGGUUCUUUUACUAUGAACUUUUAAGGGCGGUUCAGUAAUAUCUUCUAUUUCUCUCUUUUGUUGCAACUUUUGGGAAUUCCUUAAAAAUCUUAAGAUAAUUCAACAUUUUCUUUUUGUUAUUGUCAUCUUUAUGUUGUUUAGAAAAUGUAUUUACAUAUUCAUUGCUUACCACAACAAAUCUGGGGGUGACUUUUAUUCCAAACAAUGAACAAACCAAUUUCAUUCAGCAAAGUUUGAUGCUACAAGUGUUUUAGUUCCCAUUAAAAAUGCCCCUGUCCAAAUAUUAAAUAUAUUUAUAUACACCUCUUUUCUGGCAAAAACGUUGCAAUUUGAGAAUAUAUGUUAAACAUUUAUACCUUUUUUUUUUCAUAAAAAAUGGAGAUGGACGAUGUAAGUACAAUUCACAUCUAGGGAACAAAACCUUUUUUUUAUUGUGCAAAAGUGAAACAAAGACUUUGGGAACUUUUACAGCUGCUAUUGUAUUUUCCUUUGAGAGAUUUUCCCUAUAAUUUAUUCUGUCCACACCUUUUUAAUGGAAAAAGAAGAGGUAUACAUAUUUUGAAAUAGCAAUGUUUGUGAAAAUGAGAGUGUAUAUAUACAUAUAUUUUAAAGUCAUACCCCUCAAAUGAAUUGUAUUUCUUUGCAUAAAAAACUACUAUUCUUAUUUUUUAUGUUUGCUCCUUUACUUAAUAAGACUGUAAUAAUUUUGAGCACUGUGAGUUAGCUGUUUAAGUGAUCCUUGAAACCAUUUUAGGAAGGAAGAUUGCAAUUGAUGCAUCCAUGAGCAUUUAUCAGUUUCUCAUAGCAGUAAGAUCUGAUGGAAGUCAACUGACAAAUGAAGCAGGAGAAAUAACCAGGUAAAUGCUUUUGGAUAAUGUGUACUUACAGCAUCUGUUGUUCAAGUAUCUGUUGACACUUAUUGGUCAACUGGGUGUUGGCUGAUAUAUCAGCUGAUUCUCACCCAACAUUUCAAACAAGUAUUGGCUGAAAUGUCAACUAACAGUGGUUGCCUCUCCACCUACUCAUGUCAUGCCAAUACUUUACAGACACUCUGCCAAUACCUUUACACUUUCAUUUUAGAUUUGACCCUACAGUGAAAGUGAAAGGAAAAGAACAUGUCCAUGUAUAUUCUUGUUCAGUAUUUCCAGCAACAUAAUGGAAUCCUGGGUGAUAGGAAAUAUUACUUAGCUUGUGGGUAAGGGGUUGUACUUACUGAGCUGGCAAGUAGGUGUACAAGAUGGGAACAUUUACUGAACCAAAUGAGCUUAAUGCCCUUAUCUCAAAGUGAACUUUCAUGGGCAAUAUCUUGUAACAAUCUUCAAAACAUUUAUUUGGAUGCGAAUCUUUGUACUCUAUUUGUACAUUAUUUGUACUCUACUUUGUGCAGUUGGAUGAUAAUGGUCAAUGCUCAGUGGUCAGAUACCUGUAGUGCUCGUGAUCUAGAAUUUUUAGAGAUCCUCAAUAAACUAACCAACUUUGUAGCAUGAAACUUAUGCAGGGCCGAUUUUUAUUUGAGAGUUAUCAAUAUUUUUUAUUUCUUUCUCAUGUGGAACUGUUAGGUUUUUGUAGAAAUCCUAUGAAAAUAACUCAAUUUAAACAACAAUUAUGACAGAAAUGACAGAACUGGCCAAGAAACUUUUGUAGGGAACUUUCAUAAGAAACACAAUAUUAUCUUUACUGACGUGAUCAACAUUAAUACUAUUUAUCAUUGGUUUUUAGUCAUUUGAUGGGCAUGUUUUAUCGAACUAUCAGGAUGAUAGAGAAUGGUAUCAAACCUGUGUAAGUAUACUUAAGUUGAUUGUUAUCAAUAGUUUUAAGUUAAUAUUUCGGUGUGGACGUUUAUGUUGGAUAUCAUAUUUAAACGCCACUAAGGCUUUGCUAGUUGUAAGCUUUUAGAUAUGUAUGGUAAUUGUUAGUAGCUUAUGACAGGUGCUUUUCAAAGAAAACUUUGGCAUGGCAUGUCAGGGAGGGGCUGUCAUGACCCCAAGUGUUGUGUUAUUUUACUGUUUGUACCGAGUUCCAAGGAAUCUGCCUCUGCUUAUGUUGACGGUCCAGUGAUCUUUACUGGUCUUCAAUACUCCAAGACAGACUGUUAUAAAGUAAGUUAUUCAAGUAACCAGAGAUAAUCAUGAUAUUAUGAAAUAAGGUUAUAUAUUUCUCAUCAAAGUGUGUGUUUCUUACCUGAACAUUUCUUGUAGAUAUGUUUUUGAUGGCAAGCCCCCUCUUAUGAAAUCUGGGGAGGUAAGUAUUGUAACAUAUUAACCUGAAGUAAGGGUGAUCAGCAUUCCAAUUGAAUUCUGAAUGUUUUACUGAAUUAGCUGUCAGUGAAGUCUGUACUCAAGCCUAUUGGCCCACCCAGCAGAAGCUUAUCCCAGUUUCCUUAGCAUGAAGCGAUUAGUCCCCCUUGGAUAGGAUGCCAGUCAAUCACAAGGUUUACCCCCAGCAUUUUAUCAGGCUUUCCUGACAAUCAGCUGGUACCCAUUAAUCCUCUUGGGUGAAGAGAGGCACUGUGAGAGUGAAGUUUUUUGCCCAAGAACACAACAUAUUGACACGGCUAGGUCUUGAACCCAGACCUCUUGAUCGGGAGUCCAGUGCAUUGACCAUUAGGUCACUGUGUCUCUCAAACUUCAACCUUAAUAAGUGUCAAUAAGUUGUGAUUAACAACUGAGUGAUUUGAUUGACUUCACACCUGUUGUGAUACACCUGAUAGCCAUUAUAGAUUUACUUCUGCUAAACCACAAUUGUCAUCUCUUUAUGAUACAGAUUUUGUUGAGUAAAUUUACCAAUGCAUACAAUUUUUAAAAACCUUCACUACCACAAAGUUUUCAUGAUUUUGUUUUAGCCAUGCAUGUCAAAAUUAUUUCUCAUGGUUUGAUAUAUAAUAUUCAUCAGUAUCAGAGGAGUAAUUUGUAAUGAAACAAUUAUGUUGCAAACAUGUAAUAGAAGGUAAAGUGGUUGUGAUUUCCAUCAUUCACACAGUUGGCAAAGAGAAAAGAAAAGAGAGAGGAGGCACAAAAAGGACUCGCCCAAGCAGAGGAAACUGGUUUGUUUUGUCUUUGUUACAAAUGAAUUGGACUGAAACAAAUAUUAUUUCAUGUAAAAUGUAUGUUUGGAUGUUUUUGGUUGAAACUAAUUGUACGUAGCCCAACACAGUUCAAAUGUUGAGCUGUCAGGUAUUAUGCAUUCAGUUCUUUGAUUCGCAGACAUAACUAGUAUGUAUUUUGUAACUACUGGACUAAGAAAGAUAUUACAAAGGACAUAACAAUCAACUGGCUUAUGUGACUUUUUAUAUAGUUUGAUAGUUUCUUGGUUGCUAUGUUUGUUUAUCUCUUUUUAAAUGAAAAAAAUUGUUUGAAAUUACAGGUUUGUUUUUAUAGCCGUAUACUGUGUCCUGUUUUCUGUUUAUUAACAGGUGAUGCUGAAAGCAUGGAAAAAUUUUCUCGAAGACUUGUAAGCAGUUUUUUUGCUCCAGUUUAUAAUAUUGAGAGAAGUUUAAAGUUGUAAUUUUAAGGUGCCUGAUGAGGUCAGUUUGCCUUGCUGAAUUUUAAACCCUAACUUCAUUUUGAAAAAGGUCUACUUGUUUGCUGUUAGUGGAUUUUAGACAGAACUUUUAAGAAUUGAUUGAUUUCCACAUGUCAAAGGUACAUUUUUAGUGAAAAAUUGCCAUCGUGAAAGGAAUCAGGUCAAGAUAAAAGUGCAUACUGAAAUUCCCUAAAUAUCCAAAAACAAAGACAAUAUAUAUAUAAUUUAUGUAGGACUUGUAUCGAAAAAAAUCUUUACCAUUUUCAUUUCCCAGAAUCCUUUAAGCAUGAUUCUUUAUUAAUCUCGUGGUCUGUGUGAGUUUUCAAAAUUUCAGAGAAACUUGGCAAGAAAGCUAUGAUGAUUUAUAAUACUUAAACCUGAUUCACAAUUUAUAGAAUAAUUUUAGCUUGUUUUAGGAAGUAAUUUAAUCACUCUUCCAUUAGGUAAAAGUGACCCCAGAACAUAAUAACGAGUGUAAGAAAUUACUUAAGCUGAUGGGAAUUCCAUACAUUGAGGCAAGUUUGUAAAAGCAAGACUAUAAUAUGAUAUCCUUGAUAAGCACUUUCAAAUAAUUAUCAAGGUGUAAUGGUUGGUGAAUUAACAGGGUUUUGAAAUUGCACUUUUAUGCAGGUAUUUGAAAGAAAAUCCUCUGAAAACAUUUGCUAGGAGAGCUGGAUAAUAAAACACAAUAUAAAAAGGAAGGCUGUUUGAUGAAGCUGUUUCUUGUCCCAAUAUAUGUUGCCUCAAGCAUGAGUUACUAGAGCAGUGCUGUUAAAAUGGAAAAUGUUCUCUCACUUUCACCUGAAAUGUUGUUGCAAAUUUUGACAAUCUGUGGCUUUGUUUUUUCUCCACACCCUUCUGCAUUUUAAUGUUUUCAGUGCAAAUGCUUUGUGUUCAAAAGAAAAGGGAAGUAACUUUCAAAUGGAAGUAAAAGUAAAAAUAUUAACAGCUCAGAAGGGGAUGAGGAAUUAGAGCACAUUCCUGGCAAUUUUCUUUCAACUUUGCGGCCAGAUAAACAAACUGAAAUGGUUACCCAUCUCAGUAAGUUUACAUGUUACCAGUUUAUAGAAUGUGUCAUUUUGUUCAUGAGUGCUCAAGUUUUCCUGAAUUAUCAACAAUUGAACAAAUUGCAAACUUUAUUAAACCACAAUAUCAUUUGUUUGAAUUUAAACAUGUUCAAGUCAGUGAUGAUAUAUUUUUCUGUUAGGCUCCUUGUGAAGCAGAAGCGCAGUGUGCUGCAUUGGUGAAAUCAGGCAAAGUAUGUUAUUUCAUUAAGUGCGGAUAUGGUUGUGGGGUUUUUGUUUUCAUUCCUAGACAAAGUGAUAACAAUCAUUGUGUUUAUAGGUUUAUGCUACAGGAACAGAAGACAUGGAUGCUCUCACAUUUGGGUCAAAUGUCCUCCUGAGACAUCUUACCUUCAGCGAAGCAAGGUUUGUAAAGUUUCAAGUUAUGAUCUAUUUUCCAUUGAAGAUAAUGCAAGCACACCAGGAGAUGUUAGUGAAUUUAAUAGCACAAAAUGUUCUUUAUUUUUGCCUUGCACCUUCCCUUUAGCUGUGGAGAUUAUCAAGAUGAUGGCAUGUUACAUGUGUAUGUCAUGCUAAAAUCCAGACAUAAACAAACCUUUGAUGUUUUGAAGUAACAAUUCACUUGUGGCUGGGAAUAUUCAAUUGCCUGAAAGGUGUGAAUAUGUCAACCCAAUGCCCCAGAUGGAGAAAUUAACAACUUUCUUUUAGCAGCAGUGGAAACAUUGGAAGGGACAAAAGUAACUUAAUUUGAUGACCAAUGUCUUGAACAGUCAUGCAUAGUUGUAGGGCGUGGUACCUUAUCACAUUUCUGUGAUUUCAUUUGUACAGAAUAUCCAGUUUUUGUUUUGACAUGAUUAAUUAUUUCAAUAUCAUGAUCAAAUUACUUAAUAUGUAUAUAGAUGUUUGAACAGGUGCAAAUUUUUAGUGGGCUUUUGAUUUUUGAUCAAGAAUAAAGAGCCAAUUGAAUGUUUUAUGCAAAUUUCUUGCAACUUUAAAGUUAGAGAAAGAUGUUCUUUGUCUUGUCAUGAGCAUGGGACAAAGAAAAAAUUCAAGUCCCCAUGAGGAAUUGAACCUCUGACCUUUGGAUUCAAUGUAAUGCUCUACUACUGAGCCACAGAGACUCCACGGUGAGCGAGGUCUAUUACACAGUUCAUAUGACACGUGUCCUGCAUACUGCUAGGAUCAGUAGUUGAUGUCCCUCACCGUGGAUUCUCUGUAGCUCAGUGGUAAAGCAUCAGAGCACGGAAUCUGAAGGUCUGAGGUUCAAUAACUCAUGGGGACUCACAAUUUUUUCUUUGUUCCACACUCAUGACAAGACAAAGAACUUUUUUCCUUAUUUCUUUACCAAGUUCAAAACUUACUAUCUCUCUUAUUUCUAUCUACAAAGUUAACUUAGAAUUUGUUGUUGAGAGAUAAUAACUCAAAACAAAACUUCAAAAAUUGCCAUGCAUUUUGUAAGUUCUUUGUGAAGCAGAUUCAAGAUAGUGUCAAUAACUGUGCUAUGUAAGUUAAAUUGUGCCCUAAAUAUGUCACCACAGAAUAGUCUCAAAUUAGAAGAACUGCAAUAUGAUACACUACAAUGUUUAUAAUGCUUGUCUCCUUACACAGGAAAAUGCCAAUAAGAGAAUUUUAUUUGGAUCGCGUACUCACAGAGCUUGAACUUUCACAUGAUGAGGUAAGCAGUUCAUGUACAUAACUUGGUGAAGCCUGCCCCUUUUGUUUGGAAUUAAGCCUGGACGUUGUCUCAUUUUUCUACGUCACAAAAAAAUAAAAUACUGGUGACACUUGUUUUGUGUUGUUUAUGUAGUGCAUAAAUUUUUUAGGGGUUUUAAUUUCUCUGUUUACUCUUAAUUUACAUUUCCCUUUGUCAUGUAUUCAAUAUUAUGAUCAACAAAAAUCUAUCUGGUUUUAAAAUGUUUCUACCAACUGAAGUAAAGUUUUAAAUGAGAUGUCCAAAUCACAGUGUUACAACAUGAACCACAUGGUCCUUAAGAGCCUUUUUUAGUCAAUUUUCAAGAAUCAGAAUCACAGACUAACUUUUUCUCGUAUACUUCUUUAAAGUUUGUGAAACUCCCUGAAUUUUCAGAUAUUAAUUUACAAGUUUUGUUGAUCUUGACAAAAAUUAAGAAUGAUGUGAUAAUGCAGUACUGAUGUAAUUGGAAGCAGUUAGUAAAAAUUAUUUUUUGUUUCAGUCCCACAUACUUUAUCCAACCUCUGGCAUAGUAGUACCACACUGUAUGGCUGACUAUGUAGCAUGUCAGAGUUAUAAAUGAAGCUAUAGUUCUUAUAUCUCACUAUUUAGUGUGCUUAUGUUGUAUGAUCUUUUUGUUUGUGACAGUUUAUUGAUCUUUGUAUUCUAUUGGGAUGUGACUACUGUGACUCCAUCAAAGGUAUUUUUUUCUUUUUUGUAAAAGAAGAUCUGGGUGGCAUGUUGAUUUUUAUAUUACCAUGUGAGUAGGUGUUUAUCAAUGUCCCAUUUUGAGAAAUUAUUUCAUUGGCCUUUUAGUGAUAAAAAAUAGAAAGAAAUGUAAAUAGAAUCAGAAAAAUUAAAAGCCAGUUUCUUCAGAAUAUUUCAGAGAUUCAUCAAUGUCAGUGUAGUUAACUCUUUAACUCUUUAACUCUUCAGGUAUUGGGCCUAAAAGAGCAGUCGAUUUAAUCAAGCAAUAUAAGUCCAUUGAGGAAAUCAUCAAACACAUUGAUACAAAUGUAAGUAUGUGUUUGCUUAUUUUUGUGUUAGUCUUUAGAAUUGAUGCACUUCACCAGUUUGGCAAAAAUGUCAUAUAUUAAAGAGUUAAGAAAAUUUAUUUUUGAAAGUAGUUGAUGGUUUAAACUUUUUUAGAAUUUAAUAAAUGUGAUCCUUUUUUUUCUUGAUUGAAUCUGAAAACUUUAAAAAAUUAUAGCUUUUAAUUAAUGUAAUUAAUUAAUAUGCGAUUGUAAUGUUUUAGUAUCUCUUUACAGAUGAACUCAAAACUCUCAUUUUCAUUUUAAAUGUAUUUUAUUGAUUGUUGUUUGAAAUUUUUCAGGUUAAAAUAAUUUCAAGUCAUUUCAAUUUUAUUUUUCUCUAUUUAAAGACUAUUGAUAGUCUUGUAUGAAAGAAAAACAAAUUUAACUAAUUUGAAAUUAUUUAAAUUGAUAUUCAUGUUUAACUACAACAUGUUUUCUUCAAAAACAACAAUGACAUUUGACUACAAGAUAAUGUAUCUCUAAAUUUAUGAAGUCCACUUAACACAAUACCUUUAUUGAUAGAUGUUUAAUUGUAUGAAUCACCAUCUCUCCAGCCUUUAAGUUUUCCUUCGAUAUGUUUUUAUGAUUUCUCUUUUCAGAAAUACAUCUUACCUGAAGAAUGGCCAUAUCAGGUAAUUACACUUUGAUCAAAGUUUUCAAGCUUUGCAUCAUCAUGAGCUCUACAUGACUUUCCCAUCCAAGGACCCUUUUUUCAAAACUGUAAUUCCAGAGAUUUCUUUGGCCAUCAAUGUUUUGACAUGCUCCAGAAUUUCAAGGAUGUAGGGUUGGUUGUGACAUCUGACUCCUAGCUUGUCAUAACAGAUUUAUCUUGGUCCAAAAGUCUUGAUGAAAGAAGUCUUACAUUUUUUCUCUAAGUGAAGAGUUAGGGCCUUAAAAAUUUAUCCUGUUCUGAAAUAGUUCCAGAAAAGUGUACAGUUUAUCUAGUGGUUUUUAAGGUUUAUUUUGUUUUAUGAUUUUGCCCAUGACCAUGUCAACACAACUGAAACAUGAUGUCAAAAUCAACUUACAACUGUAAGGUCCUUUUCAUAACAUCUGGACAGCCUGUAUAAAUUGUGGUGAAGGGUGAAUACUUGAUGAAAGCUGAUCUCUAAACUUAAAAAAAAAACUAAAUCUUUUUCUUAAUAUUUCAAUGAAAACUUUACUUAUGAACUCUGAUCUUCAGAUCUUUUCUCCUUUUACUUUUUACGUGUAAAUCAGUAGAAUUUUAUAGCACACUGUGCCUAUUUUAUACUCAGGAAGCCAGAGAAUUAUUCAAGAACCCAGAGGUUUUGCAAGAUGAAGACGUAAAUGUGAGCUACUGGAAGUAGUGAGGCUAAGUUAAUGUUAUGUCUUGUUUUUAUAAACAUCCAUUUUGUGACAUGAAGAAGAAGUUUGUCUGCCAAGCUAAAUGAAUUUAUCUCCACAUACUAGUAUACAACUCAGCAAAACAUGCAAAUCUGGGGCCUCAGCAUUGUCUAAUAGGUGUACUAUGUUAGUAAAUUUGGGUUUCUUCAUUAUUUUAGUGGUCUAAGUUUUGUGCUGUGAAAUCUAUUGGCCACUGUUCAAUUUGGAAAAACUGAAGUAUUUUAGAAAGAUACAACAAUAUGAAUUGCAGUGUCUUACUGCUCUUUUAAUUUCCCAUCUGAUUUUUUUUUCAGCUUAAGUGGGAGGCUCCAAAUGAAGAGGAACUUGUGAAAUUCCUAGUUGAAGAAAAAGGAUUUAAGUGAGUAGAACGGGAACCAACAACUCUGUUUUAGAGGUGACCGAUUUGGCUGUCUUAUACUGAGAGAUGUUUCAGGUUAUUUGGAGUUUAGGUAACUGGGAAAAAGUCUGAUUAAUUAUUCUAUUAGUUGAAAAGUAUAAAAAAGGUAUGACCUAUUUUUGCACUUUGGUUUUCCAAAGAUACGUAAAGUAGUUGUUGAGUUACAAUAUGAUGAUUAUCUUCAUUGGUCUCUCUUUUUUAUUCAGAGAGUAAAUACAAACAAUCUGAAUAAAUACAAGGACAUUAAACGACCCAAACUGGCAGGAAGCAAUUAACUAUGAACAAGGCACUGACAAGAAAUUAAAUUCUAGGCAACUGAUAACAAAUCCACUGGGUAACAGAAUGAUAGCAGGGUCAGCACUGUAAUCAUUUGGUCAGGCUACCGCUGCCUCAAGAUGAGAGUAAAAUUAAUUGUCAGUUUAUCGACAUGUAAUUAGUUGUUUCACAUCAAGUCGCUUCACCACAAAGUUGUUUCGCUUUAAGACAAGACACUUGUUCCGCAGAGUUUACCUAAAUAAUUAUGCUGAUAAAUUUGCCAAAGUCUUUUUUACUUCAGAGUUACUUUUAACUUGCUGUCGGGCCUUUUGAGGCAGAGGCAAGCCCUCUACAAUUUUGAGUGCUGCAUUUCCUAGCUGAUGCUUGUUCAAAUUUUUGCCAGUUUCCCCCGUUAAGAGAAAAAAAUUAACUAAUGAAAGUUUUAGUGAGUUUCAGAUAUUGUGGAAGAUUUGUUUAAUAUCUUUCCAUGUUUGUUGUUGAGUUUAAAGGAGAAUAUAAGUCUUACGAAAAAGACUUUAGAAUUGUAGUGAAAAGACUUAAAGUGAAACGAUCAGACACACAACUUCUUACUCUACCACUAUUUUUGUUUUUGAUGUACAUUUCUUGUUAGUGAAGAGAGAAUUCGUUCUGGAGUAAAAAAGGUCUUAAAGGCACGUAAAGGUUCUACUCAAGGAAGGCUGGAUUCCUUUUUCAAGGUUUUCCCUUCACCAAGUCCUCCAAUUAAAAGGAAGGUGAGUCAAUGACCACGUUUGAAAUAAUCAUUCCUAUUUAGAUAAAUGAUAAAAUUUGGAGUGAGAAUAUUGACAAAAUAUGUUUUAUUUUUUAAAAAAAAAAGGUAAAAUUUAAAUUCAAAUGGGAUUGUUGGUUAAAUUUUGUAAGUAGUAGUUAUGAUAAAGUACUAAAUUUUUAUACCAUUUUCUGUUCUUAUCUAUUUUAUAGAACUUAUGAAAUGUUAGUUUUUGAGGAGGUAAUAGUUUGCUAUCAUCUACAAGGUCAUAUUGAACACCUCCUCAAACGAAUGCUAGAGUAGAAUUUCUUUACUUCAGUGACUACGUCAAGUUCAAAGCAAAUGUUUUUGACAAAAAGUUAGCUUUGAGCAUCAUUGAAAUGACCAGUAAAUGUCAUGACCAACAGGCAGAAAAAGCCUUUCAUGAACUUUUCUUCUUGAUCUCCUUUUAGAACGAAGACAGCAAAGGACCAAAGACGAAGAAAUCCAAACCUAACGCAAGAGCAAUAGGAAAGAAGCCCAAAUAAAGGACAGUUUUGGAUCAGAUAUCAUUGACAGAAGUGAUUGUUUUUUCUGUUCAUCCAUACUCGAACUUCUGGUUAAACUUUAUUGAUAAAGAGAAAAGACAAGCAAACACGUUAGAGCACAAAUUUUACAUCUCCCUGUUGAUUGACCAAGAAAUGAAACAAAAUAGAAAAUUGGACAGAAAAGUGAAUAAUCAAAAGGAACGAACUGAAAAACUUGGACUGAAUUCAUUUACAUCACUGUUUUACAUAACUGUGCCUAGCAGAGAAGAAAUUGCUUCAUAUUUCUUUCUGACACUAGAUAUUCUAUUAGUGACAGAAAUACAAACAGAGUUCAGUGUCUUCAUAUUAGGACGAACAGUCUUUCAACAUCUACCGCCUUGAAAGGAAUUGAAUUAUUUCAUUAGUUAAAAAGAUUUCGUUUGGGCUGUAUUUCUUUUGUUGUACUGGUGCAUCAGUCACCAGCAUAUUUGUCAAAGUCAAAUUGAGAAAGAUGGGUUUGCUUUACUUGGAUCUUUUAAUGCCUUGUAGACACUGUUCUAGGAAACUAUUGCGCAGGGAAUAAAGAAG